Messenger RNA from Cyprinus carpio (common carp), 5421 nucleotides. Its product is annotated as symplekin-like. The record is from RefSeq and is a predicted model, not a curated record. Gene Ontology annotation, cellular component: mRNA cleavage and polyadenylation specificity factor complex. Lineage: Eukaryota; Metazoa; Chordata; Actinopteri; Cypriniformes; Cyprinidae.
AAGUAGAUUGUUCUCCUCUUAGCAUGGCGCAAAUCAAUACAUUGCAAUAGUGAUUGCUAGUACUGGUGAAUUUGUAACAAAAUUAAUAAUAUGGAUAUGUAAUUUCCACGCGAGAAGUUAUCAUAAAAAGACUGAGUAAGGACAGUCAGGAGGCCUGAAAUCCAACUAACGUUACAAUGAGCCCAAUUAUGUAGGAGAAAUUAACUAUGUGCACUCUUCUGUAGUCUGUGUAAGUUAGACAUUCCUAAAAUUAUUUAAGCCAUUUAUUUGCAUCAUGGACAUGGUAUACCCCAUAAUUGUAUUUCUCGCUUUUGGAGUGUUUACUCGAGUAGUGGAGUAGGAGAUGCUGAAAAAAGCACUGAAGAUUUUAUUGUGAUGGCGUUAGACGUGAGAGAACAAGCUCAUGGUAGCGUGGCCUCCCAGUUACACAGCAGUGAGGAAGACAGAGCCUUUGACAUGACCACCAGCGAGAAGGUGGUGGAACUGUUGAACCAGGCAGCACUCAUCUCUACAGAGGAAAAGCUUAUUGUUCUCAAACAGGUGCAGGAGUUGAUUAUCAACAAGGACCCUUCAUUGCUUGAUAAUUUUCUGGAUGAAAUCAUCGCAUUUCAGACUGAUAAGUCAAUUGAGGUGCGAAAGUUUGUCAUCGGAUUCAUUGAGGAGGCAUGUAAAAGAGACUGUGAGCUUCUGCUGAGGCUGAUUGCCAACCUGAACAUGCUGAUGAGAGAUGAGAGUGUGAAUGUGGUGAAGAAGGCCAUUCUGACGCUCUCUCAGCUGUACAAAGUGGCUUUACAGUGGCUGGUGCGCACUAAGAGUGUCUCGGACAUGCAGGAGGCAUGCUGGGAUAUGGUGACCCAGCUGAAAGAGGAUGUUCUGGCAUUGCUAGACUCCGAUAACGACGGAGUUCGCACUUACGCCAUCAAAUUCACUGAGUCCCUCAUCAUCACUCUGUCACCACGGACACCUGACUCUGAUACGCCCAAGAAACAGGAAGGAGACAUCAGCCUGGACAAAAUCCCCAAAGACCACACGUAUAUUCGAUAUGACACCUUGUGUGAUGAGGGAAAGUUGGCUCUGGAGCAGCUGUUAAAGUUUAUGGUGCACCCUGCCAUCUCCAGCAUUAAUCUCACCGCUGCACUGGGAUCACUGGCUACGCUGGCCAGACAGCGGCCCAUGUUCAUGUCUGAGGUGGUGCAGGCGUACGAGACGCUACAUGCUAACUUGCCCCCGACUCUGGCUAAGUCUCAAGUGAGCAGUGUGCGCAAGAACCUGAAGCUGCACUUGGUCUCGGUGCUGAAGCACCCCAGCAGCGUGGACUUCCAGGGCCAGAUUUCCACUCUGCUGCUGGACCUUGGCAUGUCUCAGAGCGAGAUCUCCCGCUGCACGCCAGCCACCGUACAGCCCCGUAAGAGACUCCACCAUGAGCCCUAUGUCGAGGGCAAGAGGACCAAGAUGGAGGCCACUCUAGUGGAGGAUGAUGAUGAUAAGGAAGAACCAGCUCCAGUCGUCACCCCAAAACCAUCCUCCUCCUCUGGCACCCAAUCAUCCAUCGAUCUCACUGCUGAGUUCCUGUUGCCUCUGCUGAACCCAGAGAAUGUGGCCAACCUGGUGCUCAUCAGUAUGGUUUACCUGCCUGAAGUGAUGCCGGCCUCUUUCCAGGCCACCUACACACCUGUAGAAUCGGCCGGCACUGAUGCUCAGAUCAAACAUUUAGCCAGGCUGAUGGCCACACAGAUGACAGCGGCUGGACUGGGACCAGGGCUGGAGCUGUGUAAGGCUCGAGAUGAAGAGGUAAAGGAGGAAGAUGGCGGAGUGGGUGAGUCCAGCUCCAAAGACCCUCUCAUCAUCCGCAAACUGUCUGCUGUGUCCCUGGGUCAAGCCAUCUCAGUGGUGGGGGCGCAACAAGCGGCCUACAAGAGCCCUGUCACCGAAGAGGCACCUCAGAUCAAGAAGCUUCCUGAGCCCAUACUGCCCACCACACAGCCCAAAGCUCCUGGGGCCAGUGGCAGAAAAAAAGUGUUCAAAUUGGCUGACGUGGUGCAGCCUUUCUCAGAGGCUCAGAUCGAGAAACUCGCCAACAUGGCCAUCAAACGGAUCCUUCAAUCAGAAAAGGCCAUUGCACAGAGUGGGAUGUCCCAUGUUCGUGUGAAGUUGCUUGCACGGUUGGUGACCCAGUUUGAGGGUGGGAAGAAAAAUGACUUGUUGCAGUUUAUUUUGGAGGAUAUGCGGGGCAGAAGUGAGCUGGCCUUUUCUCUGCUGUUCCAUGAGUACAAUGAAUACCUGGGUCAGCAGCCCUCGGGUUCUCUGGACAGCUAUGAGCACUGUCUGUUCACACUGCUCUCCGGCCUGCAGGAGAAACCUGAGCAGAGGGAUGGGCUUUUCACUAAACUUGUGUUGGAAGCUCCGGUUAUUACAGACUCUGCACUGGAGGUGAUUCAACGCUACUGUGAGGACGAGUCACGUGUUUACCUGGGCAUGUCCACAUUAAAGGAGCUUAUCCUCAAACGCCCCUCCAGACAGUACCAGUACCUCAAUGUCCUUCUGAACCUCAGCUCUCACGAAAAAGAAAAGGUGCGGUCCACUGCUCUCAGCUUCAUCAAGCGCAUGUAUGAGAAGGAACAUCUGAAGGACUGCAUUGAGAAGUUCGCUCUCACCUACAUGCAGUUUCUGGUCCACCCAAACCCACCUUCUCUUCUGUUUGGAGCAGGAGAGGAUACAGAGGUGGCGGCUUCCUGGACAGAAGAGACAGUGCGGCAGUGCCUUUACCUUUAUCUCUCCCUCCUUCCCGUCAACCAUUGUCUGGUACACGAGCUGGCUGCUGUCUACACCGAAGCCAUCGCCGACAUCAAACGCAGUGUGCUCAGGGUCAUUGAACAGCCUAUAAGAGGAAUGGGAAUGAGCUCUCCUGACCUGCUGCUCCUGGUGGAGAACUGUCCUAAAGGAGCCGAGACGCUGGUCACUCGCUGUCUGCACAUACUCACCGAUAAAGUGCCUCCAUCUCCUGAGCUGGUGGAGAGGGUGAGGGAUCUUUAUCAUAAGCGAGUGCCAGAUGUUCGUUUCCUCAUCCCAGUUAUCAAUGGCCUGGAGAAGAAUGAGGUGAUCCAGGCUCUACCCAAACUCAUCAAACUCAAUCCCAUUGUGGUGAAGGAGGUGUUCAACAGACUGCUGGGCACGCAGCACAGUGAGGGCAGUCCCUCCAUGUCUCCGCUCACUCCUGGAGAGCUCCUCAUCGCCUUACACAACAUUGACUCCUCCAAGUGUGACAUGAAGUCAAUCAUCAAAGCCACUAACCUGUGUUUUGGGGAGAAGAACGUGUACACCUCCGAGGUGCUGGCCGUGGUGAUGCAGCAGCUGAUGGAGCAGACCCCUCUCCCCAUACUGCUGAUGCGUACUGUCAUCCAGUCCCUCACUAUGUACCCUCGCCUGGCCGGUUUCGUCAUGAACAUCCUAGCCCGACUCAUUCACAAACAGGUGUGGAAGUAUCCUAAAGUGUGGGAGGGCUUUGUAAAGUGCUGCCAGCGCACCAAACCCCAGUCCUACAACGUUCUCCUCCAGCUGCCUCCACCUCAACUGGCCAGUGUGUUUGAGCGCUGCCCGGAGAUGAGGGAGCCCCUCCUACAGCACGUUCACGCCUUCACCCCUCACCAACAAGCCCACAUUCCAGCAUCUGUAAUGGCUGUUCUGGAGGCCAACAGCAGGAAGCCAGAACCAGAACCACAACCUGAACUUCAUCAUCCAGAAAUAAUAGAAGAGAGAGAGGUGCCAGUACCAAAGCAUAUAUCAGUGCCUGCACCAGUAUCACAAGCAGAACCUCCAGCCCCGGCUCCCAUAGUGUUUACUGAACCACCACCACCUCAACAACAACAACAACAGAUCCCGGCCAGGAGGGAAGAAGAAGAAGAGCAGUCCAUGGAGCAGGGAGAGACGGACCAUGCUGCUCUGGAGGUCACGUCUGAAGCCGCAUUGCAGCAGAUGGAGGUGUCUGAGGAGGCUUCACAGUCCAACUCCAUUUCAGAGAAGACAGACGAACCCAUGGAGGAGUCAGCUGCGAUGGCUAUGGAUGCGCCUGACCAACCCAAAGAUGAGUCUGAGGAUGUGCUUCCAGAAGCAGAAGAAAGCACUGUGGACUGAUGCCAUGUGAAAUACUGACUCUGAGAAGAUGUCAUUCUAUAUUGCUUUGUUCAGGUUACUAUGUAUCUUUAAGUUAGAAGUAAAAAUUAAAUGGAAUAUUUUGGUUAAUUUCUUUAAAGUUUAUCACUUGUUAAAAUUACUUGGAAAAUAAUUUGCUUUGUAUGUGCCACACUGUUUUCAUUUCUAGAAUAAAAUGCAAUCUCCAACCUGUAAAAAUGAGAAACAAAUCAUUGGUCUCUGCACUUCAGUCUCUCGUUAUUAUGUUAAUUUUGACAGCAUUUGGCAGGGGUGUAAAAUACUUGAGUAAUUUUACUAGAUUACUGUACUUGAGUAUUAUUUUAAGGUAUAUGUACUUCAAGUAAAAUUUAAAGUGACUACUUCUAUUAUGUUUCUGAAGGAAAAACAGUACUUUUUUACUUGAAAAGUACUCGUUACAGUUUUGCAUUUUUAAUUGAUCUUACACACAUUAAAUAUGGUACAUGGACUCAAACAUGCACACUAAUGAGGUUUGUUUUUAUGCACCAAGCACAUCCAUUUCAGCUUCGGUUAUAACUUUCAUCAGGCAGAUUUCUAGCUUCAAAAUUUCUUUGGCAUCAAAUGUGAGGAAGCAUAUUAAGGUAGCUAAGUUUAUUCAUUAUUAAAUUGUCUGUUCUGAUUUAGCCAUUCGCUGUCUGUGUACUAUAUUAGCUGAAUGCACAAGAAUAAAAUCAUUUAAAUACACGUCAUCAUGUUUAAUGUCCACGAUUACUCUUCAGAUUAGAUGUUACAAAAAUCUCAAAAAAGUGAAUGACGUGUGUUAAAUUAAUUGUAAAUCAUGGUUAGUGAUGUUCUGUUGAUAAGUUAUGAUGAUAUAUUGAGUUACAAGUAGGACUGUCAGUGAAUCAUUUAAUCUAAAUAAUUACAUGAUUUGAUGAUUAAUUCAUCUAAUUAGUUGUAAAAAAAAAAAAUUAGAUAUUAUAUAAUUUUAUAUAUAUUACAGCCGGGGCGUUAAGUAGACAACACAAAAGAGUGACUUUUUCAAAAGGUCAAUAUUGUAUGUUUUAAUUUUAUGUCACUCAUCUUUAAUUCAACACAAUUUCUUAUAUUCUGUCUAGAAUAUAUUUCUGGCCUCUGCAUCACAUCUGGUUCAUUAAAGGGAUACUCCACCCAAAAAUUAAAAUUCUCUCAUUUACUCACCCUCAUGCCGUCCCAGAAGGAUAUUACUUUCUUUAGAUGAAAACAAGAUUUUUAGUGCAUAUAAUGCAAGUAUACGGGACCACUUUAAAAAGUGAAUACAACGGUAAAGUAAAA